Aspergillus brunneoviolaceus CBS 621.78 is the source of this 1371-nucleotide messenger RNA. Its product is annotated as stearoyl-CoA 9-desaturase sdeA. Gene Ontology annotation, biological process: unsaturated fatty acid biosynthetic process. The coding region runs from base 1 to 1371 and encodes 456 amino acids. The record is from RefSeq and is a predicted model, not a curated record. The transcript is spliced from 2 exons. Lineage: Eukaryota; Fungi; Ascomycota; Eurotiomycetes; Eurotiales; Aspergillaceae. Gene Ontology annotation, molecular function: stearoyl-CoA 9-desaturase activity; iron ion binding; heme binding. Gene Ontology annotation, cellular component: endoplasmic reticulum membrane.
AUGUCUGCAAAGCCAGCGGACGCUUCCCGGUCUCGUGCCGCGGACCCUAAGAAAGUUCACAUUGCCGACACUGCGAUCAACCGCCAGAACUGGUACAAGCAUGUUAACUGGCUGAACGUCUUCCUCAUCAUCGGCAUCCCUCUGGCUGGCUGUAUCCAGGCUUUCUGGACGCCUCUUCAGCUGAAGACCGCCAUCUGGGCCGUCAUCUAUUACUUCUUCACCGGUCUGGGCAUCACUGCAGGAUACCAUCGUCUGUGGGCUCACUGCUCCUACUCCGCUCGUCUUCCUCUCCGUAUCUGGCUCGCUGCCGUCGGCGGUGGUGCCGUUGAAGGUUCCAUCCGCUGGUGGGCUCGUGAUCACCGUGCUCACCACCGUUAUACCGACACCGACAAGGACCCCUAUUCCGUUCGCAAGGGUCUGCUCUACUCUCACCUUGGAUGGAUGGUGAUGAAGCAGAACCCCAAGCGUAUCGGCCGUACCGAUAUCUCCGACCUGAACGAAGACCCCGUCGUCGUCUGGCAGCACCGCAACUACCUCAAGGUCGUUUUCGGUAUGGGCUUGGCUGUUCCCAUGCUCGUUGCCGGUCUUGGCUGGGGUGACUGGAUGGGCGGCUUCGUGUACGCCGGUAUUCUGCGUAUCUUCUUCGUCCAGCAGGCCACUUUCUGUGUCAACUCGCUUGCCCACUGGCUCGGUGACCAGCCCUUCGACGACCGCAACUCUCCUCGUGACCACAUCAUCACUGCUUUGGUCACUCUGGGUGAGGGUUACCACAACUUCCACCACGAGUUCCCCUCCGACUACCGCAACGCGAUUGAGUGGCACCAGUACGACCCUACCAAGUGGAGCAUCUGGAUCUGGAAGCAGCUUGGUCUCGCCUACGACCUCAAGCAGUUCCGCGCCAACGAAAUCGAGAAGGGUCGUGUCCAGCAGCUCCAGAAGAAGAUCGACCAGAAGCGCGCCAGACUCGACUGGGGUACUCCCCUCGACCAGCUUCCCGUCAUGGAGUGGGAUGACUAUGUUGAGCAGGCCAAGAAUGGCCGUGGCCUCGUCGCCAUCGCCGGUGUUGUUCACGACGUGACCGACUUCAUCAAGGACCACCCCGGUGGCAAGGCUAUGAUCAACUCCGGUCUCGGCAAGGACGCCACUGCCAUGUUCAACGGUGGUAUCUACUACCACUCCAACGCCGCCCACAACCUGCUCUCUACCAUGCGGGUUGGUGUCAUUCGUGGUGGUUGCGAGGUUGAGAUCUGGAAGCGUGCUCAGAAAGAGGGCGUCGAGUAUGUCCGCGAUGGCUCCGGCCAGCGGGUCAUUCGUGCUGGUGAGCAGGUGACCAAGAUCCCUGAGCCUAUCCCCACCGCCGAUGCGGCAUAA